UCCUCAUUUCCACCAUUUGAAUAAGUAACAUAUAUCCCCGCCGGCGCCGGCGCCGAGCUCCCUGUAACAGGGGCUGCGCCACCGUGAGGGAUCCAUGUCAGGCGACCACGAGCGCCAGGAGGAACACCCACUUCCGCCGCCGGCGAAAACGCCGCCCCUUCUACCGCCACUCGCGGCUUCGUCGUCCUUGUACAAACAGAACACGUGGUCCCCGGAGACUUUCCGCGACGAGGUGUGGCAGCGGCGGAAAGAGAACCACGGGAAGCACCUGAAGCGGCGGAGCAAAAGCGUCACCGAUGAAGAUCUCAACGAGCUGAAGGCGUGUAUCGAACUCGGGUUCGGGUUCGAGUUGGACUCGCCGGAAAUGGACCAACGCCUCUCCGAGACUUUCCCGGCCUACAGCCUCUUCUACUCCGUCAACAAGCAUCUCAACGACACCGUUUCAAAGACCGCCAACGCCUCCGAUUGCGACACCGCCUCCUCCGUCGGCAGCCCCGACGCCAUGUUCGCCCCCGGAGAACGGCCAGAGAUUGUGAAGACGAGGUUGAAGCGAUGGGCUCAAGUGGUUGCCUGUUCUCUGCGUCACUCUUCCAACUAACGUACGGUGAUGAUGACGACGACGAAUGAUCAGUACAGUGUAACCAAUUAAAGACAGGUUUUUUGUUUUGUUUUUUUCGAUAAUGUUUGUGUUACAAAUUGAUGAUGAUGACGAUGAUUUGCCAUGUCUUUUCUUAUGCUCUCUAUCGUGUUCUUACUCCUUUUU
This is a messenger RNA of Ipomoea nil (Japanese morning glory), 763 nucleotides long. RefSeq lists its product as uncharacterized. The record is from RefSeq and is a predicted model, not a curated record. Bases 95 to 598 code for a protein of 167 amino acids. The transcript is spliced from 2 exons. Lineage: Eukaryota; Viridiplantae; Streptophyta; Magnoliopsida; Solanales; Convolvulaceae.